Molecule: messenger RNA, 1891 nt
Organism: Glossina fuscipes
Lineage: Eukaryota; Metazoa; Arthropoda; Insecta; Diptera; Glossinidae
Product: kelch-like protein diablo
Exons: 9
Coding region: 143-1891 (582 amino acids)
Molecular function (GO): protein binding
Source: RefSeq, a predicted model, not a curated record
AUGCUGCUUAAGCUACCUGUAAAAGUCCAGUAGCUCUUCAAUUGAGGCAUAAUUAUAAUGCAUAUAUUCGCAUGCGUAAUACUUGAUCUAAAAUUGAUCCCAGUCUAAAAUAUUUCAUCCUUCAUUUGGAAACUCCAGUAAUAUGGCCGCCAAAAGUACAGAUAUAGUCGUACCAGUCGUUGAGGAAAAUUGCAAGAUGAAUGAUUAUAAUAAUACUUUCAUGGGCGCUUUAAGUAAGCUGCGCGAUGAAAAAGAGUAUUGCGACUUUUUAUUGCAAGUAGGAGGUGAAACUAUACAUGUCCAUAGAGCUGCACUGGCGAUUAGUUCCCCGUAUUUCAAAGCCUUGCUUAAGAGCAACAUGAAAGAGAAUCAAUUGGGAUCGGUUACAUUCGAGGACAAAGAUGUAAAUGCUGUAAAGGCCAUCAUUGGAUUUAUCUAUAGCGGCCAAAUUACGUUAACCGAAGAAAAUGUUCAAGCGAUUUAUUUGACUUCCGACUACUUUCAGAUGGAAUGGCUAAAAAAGCGAUGCGUGGAAUUUCUGAAACGCCAUUUGAGGGGAGCGAAUUGUAUACAGAUUCGAAGUUUUGCAGAUAAGUUAUCUUUCAAAGAACUUUAUGAUUGCUCUCAUAAGUAUAUAUUAAAUAACUUUGAUAUGUUGAUUGAUAAUAAGGAAUUAUUGCUGCUAUCAUUUGAAGAGAUCCUCGGGCUGAUAAAAGAUGACCAGCUUUCAGUCAAACUUGAAGAAAAUGCAUACAUAGCCGCAAUUAAUUGGAUCAAAUACAACGUAGAAGACCGAAAGGCUCAUCUCACCGAGUUAAUGAGUCACAUUCGGUUACGUUUCGUUCGCACUCGAUUCUUGACGAAAUAUAUUAUGAAAGAAUCUCUACUUGAAAGAAAUUUGCAAUGCAAGGAUUUUAUAAUAGAAGCUUUAAGUUAUCAGGCAAUGCUAAAAGAUUGUUUGUCUGAAAACUCUCAGUCUGAAGAGAUCCGUGGUGUAUGUAAAAUGGCGGGUGAAAAUCUGAAUACUGCAGAAUAUUACAAUCCUUUUACUAAACGAUGGAGUUGCAUCGCAAACAUGAACUAUGCGCGUAAAAAUUUUGGUAUUUGUGCUUACAAGGAUUGCAUUUAUGUUAUGGGCGGUUGUGGAACGUCUCUCUCUACUGAAAUUUUUAAUCCUUCAACCGACCGAUGGUACGCGCAGACAACUGACAAUACAAUAAAUUACAACUUUUGCAAUCGCAUAGCAUUGAUCGAAAAUAGUAUUUACACUUUAGGUUAUAAAUUUGAUGGCAUUAUUACUUGUACGCGUUUUGAUCCAAGAGAUGGGAGAUUUUAUAAAUUGUAUAAUGUGGGAGGAGAAAAUAUGGAAACAUUUGAGGUUUUCUCUAGUGAUCACUCAUUAUAUUGCAUUCAAAACAACUACUUCGUUCGUCUCGACGUACGAAUUAAUAAAUGGGAGAGAAUGCCUUUGAUGCCUCGCGAAAGAAGUAAUUUUUCAGCGAUUAUGCUGGAAGACAAUAUUUAUGUGUUUGGCGGCAUGACAAUAAAAUCCAAUCAUGAUGAUAGUGCUCUUGGCAACCCUUUUUUUAAAAGAGGACGGACAUAUUCUCAACAGCUAACCAAGCCAUUAAUAAUUCUUUUAACCGUUGAGCCCGCUAAACACUUGAGGAAUUAUAAUUACAAGAAUGUAAGUAAGGAGGAAAAAGGAAAGUCUCGAAAUUCUAGGAUUUGCACGAUAUUGAUAUUAAAUGGUGUUGAUAUUUGCUUUUUCGAUGGACACAUUCACUUGUGCGGAGGUGUCAAGCAGAUCUUACGAAAAUACAUCAUUUAUGCUCUAGCCUCCAACAAUUUUUCCAUUAUAGCUUGCAUCAGUUGCAGUACAAAGCCAUAG